GAUUCAUAGCUAAAGUAGACGGUCCGCCAUAUUGAUUAUUUAUUUAUUUGCAAAAGUCAAAAAUGCCGCUAAAAUUCCGAUCGCGUACGUGUUGAUAUAAAAUAAAAUUUUUGCUCAAAGUUAAUUUUUGUAUCAAAUUUAAUUAAGAGGUCAUAAAAGGUGGUCUAUCAAAAUGAAAUCUUCAAUGCAGUAUUACAUUCUGGUCAUCAUAACAGUGGGAAUAUACUUCUUCGCCUCAAAAUUAAUCUUCGAUAAAGUCAACGAGACAUCACAAGUAGUGGUCGACGAACUAUUCCACAUCCCGCAAGGCAAAUCCUUCUGUGAAGGCAACUUCAGCUACUGGGACCCCAAAAUAACCACAUUGCCUGGACUCCAUCUAACAUCCACCCUCUUUGUUAGUUACUUUUUUGCUUGUAACACAUACAAUUUACGUUUCGUCAAUUUGGUUGCCUCAUGCUUCAAUUUGAUAUUGUUUGCGUCAAUACUUAAGUUUAUAUAUGGUAAUUAUAAUGAGAGUCAGUUUAAAAUAGUCUUGCAAGCAUUAAGUCUAGCGUUACUACCUCCUCUAUAUUUUUUUUCACAUGUUUACUAUACUGACACACUGUCUUUGUUAUUCUUAUUGCUGUUUUCUCGUGUCUGUUUUGCAAACAAAGGGAAAUGGCUGAUUUUACUGUUCGGAAAUCUGAGCUUUGGGAUGAGGCAAACGAACAUUGUCUGGGUGGCCAUGGUAUUUGGACACAAACUAUUAGAUCUAUUGGUGAGAUCUUCACGUGUCUACGGCAAUCGCUAUCUAACUAAAACAUUGUUGAGUAAACGGUCAUUGAUUUCAAAUGAUAUAGAUUCAUCUAAACUCAAAAGAUAUUACACAGUCAUGGAUGUUGUUGUAGCGUUAAAAUUCCACUUGACUACUUGUUUUAGAGCUGCAUUCAAAUUGGUACAGUUGCCAGAUCUGUAUGUUAUCCUGCAAUUGAAGAGUGUAUUGCUUUCGUUUAUGUUAUUUUUAUAUGUCAACGGAUCUAUUGUUAUUGGUGAUAAAAAAGCUCAUGUAGCGACAAUACAUAUACCACAGUUAUUGUACUUUUUGUUGUUUUACGGAGUGUUUGGUUUACCGUACAUCCUCGCGAAGUUCAUAUCGACUGUCAAACUCAUUUUGAACAAUAAAUUGAAUGUCAUAUUGCUGAGUGCUGUAUUUGCAAUAGCAGUACACUAUAAUACAAUAGUUCACCCAUAUUUGCUUGCUGAUAAUCGUCAUUACACCUUCUAUGUUUGGAAUCGUUGGUUUGGGAAACAUGAUUUUGCGACAUAUGCGACAAUACCGGUGUAUAUUUUCUUACUGUUCAGUCUGUAUGAUAAUUUGAAAGAUCAAAAUUGUAUAACUUUCUUGCUACCGUAUACUGUUUGUUUAUUUUUUGCUUUAGCGUUACAGAGGUUGGUUGAAAUAAGAUAUUUUCUAAUACCGUACAUUAUAUUGAGACUGAGGUUUGUGCGUCCAUCUGUGUAUGUAGUUCUGUUGGAAUUCCUCUGGUAUGUAGCAAUAAAUGCAGUCACAUUCUAUAUAUUCUUCACAAAGGAAAUAAAGUGGGACGAUUUUGGUGAAGUGCAAAGAAUAAUUUGGUGAUUAAACUUUAGAAAAAUUAUUAAUAAUAAAGAAAUAUUUUUCUAUUCAAUGCUUCCAAAAAGUAUAAGAAUAAUAUGUACAUACAUAAGACAUAAUAAGAAAUUCUGUAAACUUUAACUACAUUCCAUAGUAAAAUUGUGUCUGCUAUGAACAAAGCAAAACGAUUUAUAAGCCUAUAUAGAAUUAUGUUUUUGUAAUUUUUUUUUAAUAAUCUAACCAACUAAAUCAAAAAUGACUGUUUUUGUUAUCUUUAGUUAAAUUUUCUUGUCUAGUUUUUCUUUAUUAUUUGAAUUAUCUCAGUUCAUUUAUAAUUUGCAUUUAAAACUAAUUAGUGUGGAUAAAUUGGAGUUAGUAUAAGGAGUUAGACUUAGUGCCCGCAAUAGCCAGACAUACCCUAUUCCAUGAAGGCAGAAAAGUUUCUCAUUUCGAGAAGGCCAAAAAGUUGAUCAUUUUUUGAAGGCCAAAAAGUUUACCAUUUUAUGAAGGCCAUAAAGUUUCAUAUUUCAUUAAGGCCUUAAUGAAAUAUUGGCUACACACGGCUGGCACGCCGACACAAAAAUCGAGGAUGUCACGUUCAAAGCCAAUUUAAAUAUUAAUUAAUUGAUUUAAAUUCUAAAAAAGCCAAUUAAAUAAUUAUUAUUUACCAAGUUUUGCUGAUUCUUUCAUAUCUUUUGUCAUGGUAAUAGAAAAAGUAUUGUAUGCCACUGCAUGUAAUUAGCGAUUGAAGCACUCGUGAUGUCAAUAGGGUAGUUGGCUCAUAGUUUCGCGGCUGUCAAAAUGUGGUAUGUCUGGCAAUUGCAAUAUUGUAUAGAAUGUGUUUUUUGUUGUUUAUUAGUAAAGUCGCCAUUUAUUUUUAAAAUAGUGAUAGAUACAAUAUGUAAGUAUAUUUAAUUAAUGUAUAAAUGUUCAGUAUGUGUUUAUAUCAUUUAAUGGUAUUAGGUAUGCUAAAAUUUUUUGUCUGUGUGUCUGAUCAUUUGUCUGGGCUAACUCUGGAAUGGCUAAACCAAUUUUAAUGGCAUCAAUUGAAGAUAAAGGAUGUAAGUAGCUACUGAGUGGUAAAGUAUUUUAUUCCUCUAGCACCCACUUCUAGGGCGUGCAAAUUAAUCACAGCCACUUUAGUUCGUAUGUUUCAAUACUAGCGUGAAAACCAUGUUUUUUUUGUGAUAAAGAGUUUUGUUUCAAGGUUAAAUUUUUCCUUAUACAAAAUUACAUUCAAAUGGUCCAAUGCUUUAGCCGUGAAAAGGUAACACUCAGCCAGACAUACAGACAUACUGCACAUUUAUAAUAUUAAGAUGGAUAUAAUAAUUUAGUUGCAAAGUGGUGCAGAGCCCAAAACUCUAUUCUUGUACAUAUUAUAUUUGAAUUAAGUAAUGUUUGUUGAGAGAGAGAGUCUUGUUUAUUGAGAGUAUUUAAAAAAUAUUUUUUCAAUUUAACUAAUAAAUACUAUUUUUGUAUGCUAUAUCUUAAAUGUUGUUAUUUGUGUGUUAAAAAAUUGUUUAGUUUGUAAGAAUAGUUAUUGAUAAUCGUAAUUAAUUAAGCAUUUAUUAUUUGUAUGACAUUUGUGUUGGUAUUUUUUCUAAAUUUUCGUGUAAUUGGCAAUUUGUGACAAAUACAGAGGAGUUUAUAUUUGUAAUCUUUAUAAUUCUAUUGGGAUAUUUAAAGUCAAAUAUAAGUUUGUUCUGUGUC
Molecule: messenger RNA, 3304 nt
Organism: Bicyclus anynana (squinting bush brown)
Lineage: Eukaryota; Metazoa; Arthropoda; Insecta; Lepidoptera; Nymphalidae
Product: putative Dol-P-Glc:Glc(2)Man(9)GlcNAc(2)-PP-Dol alpha-1,2-glucosyltransferase
Exons: 2
Coding region: 173-1618 (481 amino acids)
Biological process (GO): protein N-linked glycosylation; dolichol-linked oligosaccharide biosynthetic process
Cellular component (GO): endoplasmic reticulum
Molecular function (GO): dolichyl pyrophosphate Glc2Man9GlcNAc2 alpha-1,2-glucosyltransferase activity
Source: RefSeq, a predicted model, not a curated record